AUGGGUCAGCCCGAUUAUAGGGAGGCUAGGAGACUAGUUUACAAGGCAGACCGAUACACCUUGGUGGAUGGGGUCCUAUACAAGAGGGGGUUUUCUGUGCCGCUCUUGCGGUGUGUUGAUGAGGAAGAAGCUAUGAAGGUGCUGUAUGAAAUACAUGAGGGUGAAUGUGGCAACCAUGCAAGUGGACCGUCAACGGCUCGGAAAGCCAUGAGGCAAGGGUACUACUGGCCUUCCAAGGAGAGAGAUGCUAAUGAUUUCGCAAGAAAAUGUGACAAAUGCCAAAGGUUCAGAGUGCCCUACAAGAUUAUUUCUGACAACGGCACUCAAUUUGAAGGGGGAACGUUUGAGGAAUACUGUAGGGAAAGGGGCAUAAGGAGGAGCUUUUCGGCCGUCGUGCAUCCACAGGGCAAUGGGCAGGUGGAGGCCAUCAACAAGGUCCUAAAGAGAAACUUAAAGACAAAACUAGAGAAGAUGAAGGGUGCUUGGGUCGAGGAGUUACCGAACGUGCUUUGGGCCUACAGAACCACUCCCCGCACUACCACUGGAGAGACCCCAUUCUCCUUAGCAUAUGGAUGUGAUGUGAGGCUGUCCUCCCGAUUGAGAUAA
This is a messenger RNA of Humulus lupulus (European hop), 606 nucleotides long. RefSeq lists its product as uncharacterized. Gene Ontology annotation, molecular function: nucleic acid binding. Gene Ontology annotation, biological process: DNA integration. NCBI's taxonomy places the organism in Eukaryota, Viridiplantae, Streptophyta, Magnoliopsida, Rosales, Cannabaceae. The record is from RefSeq and is a predicted model, not a curated record. The transcript has 2 exons. Bases 1 to 606 code for a protein of 201 amino acids.